Messenger RNA from Peromyscus californicus insignis, 8055 nucleotides. It is a transcript of the gene Cimip1, whose product is annotated as chromosome unknown C20orf85 homolog. The record is from RefSeq and is a predicted model, not a curated record. Lineage: Eukaryota; Metazoa; Chordata; Mammalia; Rodentia; Cricetidae. Bases 1 to 645 code for a protein of 214 amino acids. The transcript is spliced from 5 exons.
AUGGCAGCUCAGAAGCCGCUCAGCACCACUGCCGCAGAGCGCAUGAACCUUGUGGCCCAGGACGAGAUCUGCCACCUGAGCAUCUGGGAUGACAGGCCCCUGGCUCACCUCAUAAACUCCCUAGUGACCAUCUCUGUGACUUUUGUGUCCUUUAACACCCUUCUCUCCUGCUCCAUCCCCACUCCUAUCCCCUGCAGACCAGCCAGUGUGCAGGACACAGAGGCAAGCAGUUCUCCACACAUUAGAGGUUCUCACGAGGCCCUUCUGAGUGUCGCCUCCCACUUAGUGUUUCUUUUUCUCAGGAGAUACCGUCUGAAGGCUGAAUAUAAAGCCCAGGAAGAAUGGCCGAUGAAGUGGGGAUAUUUGAUGACCUCCAUGGAGAAGCUGCUGGAAGGUGAAGAACCACGUACUCCAAAGCCCAAGAUCGAGCUGCCCAGCCACUUCCGUGUCCGGCCAGUGAGCCCCAUGGACAAAUACAUCAAGAUCCUUCCAUCACCUCCAAUCCCAAAGACCACCCAGAGCUUCAUUGGAUGGCGAUCUGGGGUGCCAGGCCUGAACAAGUGCUUGGAGCAUGACACAGAGAUCCGCAGCUGCAAAGGGGCUUACGCCCGAGAGCUGCACUGGCCAGAGCAAGGCGUGCACUGAAUGUCACCAUGGCUUCAGGUGGGAUGUGCCCUGUGCCUGGGUGAGCCUCCCCAAGGACAGCUCCCCACAUCUCUAUGGAUGUUCCGAAGGACAACAGUUUGCCUUAGGUGUUGUCGUUCAUCGGUGCUCCCAAGAUUCUUGGCUAACGUAAGGUAAAUAGAUACUCUGGUUUAUUUAUUUGUUUGCUGGUUUGUAUGUUUGUUGAUACUGUAGGAAUCUCUAACUAUGGUUUUGGAAAACAGUGAUUUAACUCUUAAGCACACUGUCUACCCGGGGAUGUAGCUCAGUUGGUAGAUGGCUUAUGUACAUGCACGAAGCUCUAACACCUCAGAAAUUGGAUAUGGCACCAAUCAUAACACUUGGGAGAUGGAGACAGAAGAAAUAAGUCCCAGGGCGUCCUUGGGAUAUUACAUUUGAAGCUAGCCUGAGUUAUAUAGGAUCUUGUCUCAAGAAAGGAGAUACUUUAACACACUGUCCAGCUUCAGGCACAGUGGUGCACGGCUGUCAUCACACACAGAUUCAAAGAUCACCUGGAAAGCAGAGCGAGCUGGGUAGCCUGGGGAACCCAGUUCUGAACAUAGAAAGUAAAAAAGGCAGCUAGAGGUAGGUCUGUGAUAGAGCGCUUGCCUCGCCUGCACACUACCCUAGGCUUAGUCUCCAGGAACCACCUGUGAAAAGCCGUGUCAGCUUCCAUGGCCUCUCCCACCCUCCUCUUGAUGGUGAGAUUACUUGCUGGUCCAGGUCUUCUGUGCCCAGACACCAGCUCCUCUUCAGAAGGAAUGAGAUAGCUUGAAGCUCUUUGUUGAGGUGUCUUCAGGAAGACCACAGCUUUAAAGGUAGAAACCAAGGCCAAAGCCACCAAGUGGAUUUCCAGAAGUCCCUUCCUGAGUUUGCUGAGCACACCUGACCCAUUCAGUGACCUGGCCUCCCAACCCAGAUCCCCGGCCCUUCUGACUUGUGGACAUCUGUACCUCAGCUGACACUUUCUUUCUGCAUUCCCGCUGCUCAGUUCUGCAACUUUUCACCUGGACCUCCGGCAGCAGGUAGGAGAGCGGUUUCCAGGUGGCCAGAGAGGAAGAGCAUCAUGUGACAGAGAAUUAUGAACUGCACCCUCAAAAACAGACAGGCAGAGCUUAGGAACAUCGUAGGAGCUGUUCCUGGUCUAUGCUGACCCCAAGAUAGGGUUUUGUGUAGUCUAGGCUGGCACGGAGCCAAUGGACAUCUGAGGAUGACCUUGGACUUCUGCUCCUCCUGCCUCUACCUCCCAAGUGCUGGGAUUGUAGACGUAAAACACCAAAGCAGGUCUCUGCAGUGCUGGGACUAAAGUCCAGGGCCUCCUGCAUGCUAGACAAGCACUUAGCCACAGCUCCAGUCCUGGUGUUCAAUAUGCAGCUUCUUCAGAUCUGGGCUGAGCCAGCAGGGUAGCCACAUGUGGUCAGUCACAUGCUCCUCAAUGAAAUGUGUUUUCCUCCUGUCUAAACCGUGGGCAGGAAGGAGUCUUCAUGACUGGCUGACAGGCUGGGAGAGGCGUCACUUGGUGGAACCAUUGCUGAAGCCCAAGAGUCCCUUGUCUUAGGGAAAUUCAAGGACCCUCUCACAGUCCUGAACCUGGGCUUCCACCCCUUCAUCCCUCUAUCGCUCCCCAAAAGGGAUUUCAUGGCUGACAGGCACCCAACACCAGGGGACAGAAUUCUCUGAGUAUCCGGACAUCCCCAUACCAAGGGCGGGGAGCCCCAGCAGACAAGCUCCUGCCACGUGGGGACUUCCUCUUUCUGAGAGCCUCCAGGGGGAGAUUUGAGCCAGCAUCUGUCUGACUUCCAUGGUGCUGACUCCCCAGAGCUAGCCUCUUGAAGCUAGGGCCAGGCCUCCUAACCGAAACCUCAUUCCAGCUCCUGGGGGAUGAGUGCUCUGCCUUUCAGCAUCCUUCCUCCAGCCCCAAGGUAUGGUAUUCCCUGAGUUCCCCAGCCUGGAAGGGAGACUUCUCAAGAGCACAGCCCUUUGGGGUGACAACCCUACCUCUGAGUAUGGUGGCCAUGGUCAUCAUCCACUAUGUGUGAUGUCAGAGCCACAGCUGGGAAUGUCAUGGCUUUUAGGCCUGAGAAAAGACACUUGGGGUCGAACUGUGAUCCACUCCCAAAGAUUUGUCAAAGCCCCAACCUCCUGUCCCUUCAAACACACACUUAACUAGAAAUAAGGUCACUACAAAUGUAGCUAGUUAAACUAAAAUAAGCUCAUCCUGGGCUUCUGAGUCUCCCAAAGAGAAGAGCACACACACACACACACACACACACACACACACACACACACACACACACACACACACAUACUGCAUUAUAGCCUGGUAACCUCAGAAACUGGAUAACAUCUACAAGCCAAGGAUGGCCAGAACUCUCCAGCAGCUCACCAGAGGUGGUUAGUAAGGCUAAUACCCCCUCAGCUCCAGAAGGAACAUGCCACUUCAACCUUGACUCCACAUCUGUCCCCUCCACAAUAAUACAACUCCAAAGUCGGGCUGCUAUCCUGUGCAUCUGUGGUAUAGCCAAUGGGACGGGAAGGCAGCUGGCACACAGCUUCCUUCCUCUGCCCUCCUGGUUCACAGUUUUCUGUCUCCUGACCCAGCUGUCUCUCAGGAAAGUAGGCACAUGGUCCGUUUGGCUCUGGAGAUGUUCCCAACCACCCAGACAUUCAGCCUGAGGUAGACUGAACAAUCAGAUGCUUGGCCAAGCCUGCCUCUAUCCGAUCCGAUGUUUUGGCAUCUCAAUCAGUUCUGCAGGUGAGGCAUCUGCCCUUCAAGAAGAACACGUGCUUCUUGUGAUCAGAUGUCCCUGAAGUGAAGGAGAGUGGCCAGAAAAGCACUGGUUUGUCCCAUCUCCCCUUCAGCAAACUGAGGAUUGUGUUUCCAUGGAUUUCCAUACAGGAGGCAGUGCACACCUUGGCUGAGGAUGACCCUCUCCGGACAGGUGGCAUUUGCUCUAAUUCUUAAUCAAAAGAUGCAUCUGGGAGUGGCCUUCUUGUCUGUGUGCCUACAGCAGUUAGGCAACCAAAAAACCCCAGCAAAACUAGAUGGAAUUGUAGCCGGGGCUAGGGUCCCAUUAGCAGGGCACUUGCCCAGUGUGCACCAAGUCCCAGAUUCUGUCCCUACCACUGUGUGGUGCCUCACAUCUGAAUCCCAGCACUUGGGAGGCAGGAGGAACAGGAUUUCAAGGUCAUCCUUGGCUAUGUAGUGAGUUUGAGGUCAGCCUGAGCUACAUGAAACCCCCUCUUAAAAGGGGAGGGCUCUUGGAUCUGUCUCAGUUUCCAGCUACCAGGAGACAGAGCAUCCACUUCAGACUCUUGAAGACAGCACCCACUAGACAGUAGCCAGGUCAGCAGAUGGGGAUGGUAAAGAUGAAUGGAUCACAGCACGUGAGACUUUCAGGAAAUGUCAGGCUCCAUGGUGGCCAUCACUGGGCUCACCUGGUACUUACAUCCAGUUUGCACCCAUGAGGAGGAAGAUGGACCCAGGUCCUUGUGAGGAGAAAGAGACUCAGGCCACAGCUGAGCCUUACGUCAGGCUUAGUCAUCCCAGCUGCUUAGGAGGCUGAAGCAGGAAGGUAACAAGUUCAAAGCCAGACUGGGCAAUUGAGGAGACUUUGUCUUAAAAUAAAAUUGAAAAGAGCUAGCUCAGUGGUGAAUCACUUGCCUAGCAUGUUCGAGGUCUUAGCUCCGUCCCCAGUGCCUGAAGGAGACCAGGCACAUACUCUCCUGCCCCAUUUGCUCCUGUCAACAUCUAGAUGGCUUCAUGUGUUUCAUUGUGUAGAGUAUGUGCGUUGUAUUUGUCUCUGGGCACAUGUGUGUGUGCAUGUAGAGAGCAGAGCUAGACAUUUAGAUUUCUUCUCCAUCGCUAUUCAUUUUACUUUUUGAGACAAGGUGCCUCACUAAGCCUAGAGCUCAUGAAUUUGGCUAGGCAAGGUGUCUAGAAGGCUCUAGGAAUCCUCUUGUCUCUGUUAGUGCCAUCGCCUCCCAGUUCUGGGUUUAUAGAUGUGCCCCACAGUGCCCAGAAUUUACAUGGUGCUAGAUUUGAACUCAGAUCCUCAUGUUUGCUUGGCAUCUUCCCAGCCUCUGCUUAGGUAUCCUUAGCUAACACCUGGGAAACCCUUGCAGUGGUGGGGGCUGUCUGCCUUAGGGUUUCUAUUGCCGUGUUAAACACCAUGACCAAAAGCAGCUUGGAGAGGAAAGAUGUUGUUCAAAUCUUAAAUGGUCUUAUAAUUGAAAAAACCCCGGUACUAGAUAUUGGGGUGAAAGCUGAAAGAUCAGAGAACCAGAGUAAGCCACAGCCAACCUCACCUCACCAACUCCUCAGCCAAUCCUGUUUCCACGAAUCCUCAGACUGAAAGUUUCUGAGUCCUCACCCGAAAGGCCUCAGCCAAAAAGAGCCUUUAGUUCCUGUCUCCUCACACCUUAUAUACCUUUCUUUGCCCUGCCAUAUUAUUUCCUGGGAUUAAAGGCAUGUGUGCUUCCAAAACAAAGGCAUGAGAUCUCAAGUGCUAGGAUUAAAGGUGUGUGCCACCACUGUCUGGCUCUAUUUCUCUCCUAGACUGAGUCAACCUCAUGUAGUCCAGGGUGGCCUUGAACUCACAGAGAUCCAGAUGGAUCUCUGCCUCUCAAAGAGUGCUAGGAUUACAAGUGUGUGCCACCACUGCCUAACCUCAAUGUCUAAUCUAGUGGCUGGCUCUGUCCUCUGAUCCUCAGGCAAGCUUUAUUAGGGUACACAAUAUGUCACCACAGAAAGGGUCUAUUUGCUCACAUAUCCUGGGUCACAGUCCACUGAGGAAAGCCAAAGCAGAAACUCAAACAGGUCAGGAACCUGGAGGGGAGCUGAUGCAGAGACCACGGAGGAGUGCUGCUUACUGGCUUGCUCCUCAUGGCUUGCUCAGCCUCUUAUAACACCUAGAACCAUCAGCCCAGGGGUGGUACCACCCACAGUGGGCUGCGCCCUCCUGCAUCAAUCAAUAAGAAAAUGCCCUAAAGGCUUGCCUACAGCUGGAGUUCAUGGAGACAUUUCUCAGUUGAGGUCUCCUCUCAGAUGACUCUAGCUUGUGUCAAGAUGACGUAAAACCAGGCAGCAUACUGUCUGUCUGCAAUAACUUAUUCAUCAACCAGCCACAUCUGUGCUCUGAUUUAAAGAAAUGAACACGAGCUGUCCCUCUGGGUGUCUUGUUUCCCUGCUCCACCAUCUGCCCCACCCGCUUCUCCUGGCUCCAGGCUGACCUCCAGCACAAAACCAUCUGCCCUGUGCUCACAGCACCCAGUGAGACCCAAGCUCCAAGUCAACAGCCCAGUUGAGAAUUGAAGUGGACAGUACUCCAGGAUUCAAUUACCCAGGACCGUUGCAAACUUGACAUUUAAUCUAUGGAAAUUCACCUCUUUGUGGGUGUCUAAGAAGGCCCAUAAAUGUCACCACACCCUGUAAAAUACCGUAGCAUUUCCAAGGUCAAGACGCAGCUGGUGAACCCAUGUGCAUGAUAUUGACAUCAUCUGGACUCAGUCCAAAGGAACAGGCUCAAAAUGCUGCCAAACAGGACUGAAUCAGGGACCCAGAACAGACCCACUGCAAGCAUGUUUGAGUCUAACAGAAAUUAGAAACACUUGUGUUGAGUUAACCAAAAAGUAUAAUGAACACAAGCUGAAAGCCAGAGGAACCGACUCAUAAGCAUUGUAACAAGGACAGAUGUCCACAAGGCCUCAGCAUCUCAGGUUCCCAAAGCCCCAGAAUAGAUUGCUUGAGAGAUUAUAAUGAUCAUAUUUCAGAGAUUACACAUACUGUAUGUGCAUGAUAUAAUCCCACUGGCAAGGUCUAGGCAUCUCCACAAAAUUAAAUUCAAUAAUUUUUUUUACUUUAUUUUUAAUGUGUAUGGGUGUUUUGACUGUGUGUAAGUCUGUGUGCCACACGCAUACAGUGCCCCUAGAGGCCAGAAAAGAACAUCAGAUUUUCUGGAACUGGCAUUUCAGAUGGUUGUAACCAGCCAUGGGGGGGGGCUGGGAAUUGAACCCAGGUCCAGUGGAAGAGCAGAAAUGCUCACACAGCUGAGCCAUCUCUCCACCCACCUUCACGUUGUUUUGUUGAAACUUAAAUACACCAACUCAAAUGAAGGCUCUAAGAGGCCAAAUGUCGGUUUGGUGGAGCUUUGUCCCCAAAGGGUCACUGGUGUCAUACUAAAUGAACAUUCCUGGGGUUUGGAGUUUGAAAUCGAUGAAAAGUUUUAGAAAUAAAAAGCUACUGUCCCAGAGGACAUUGUGGGAGUGAAUCUUUCAUAUCUGCCUGCCUUUAUGAAACUAUGCAGGGACUCUAUUGGUUGUAAAAGGAAGUAACCCGCCCCAAGCCAGUCGAGACACAGAGGAACAUAUUAAUUCCUAGGUGGGAAGCCCUGGGGGCAGCUAGGCUUCACAUGCAGUUUGACCAGGCUAUCCGAGGCUGUCUCUAGAACCAGGAUCUUUCCGCCCAGUUCCCUUCAGCUUGGUCUGAUUCCAGCUAUAGGAGACACAUCUCUGCAUGAUUAAACCUUGAGGAAGUUUCUUGGAUCCCAAAAGGAAGUCCAGGGGCACGUGGAGUGGCUAGCUAGUCUAGCAGCUCAUCUUCAAAGGUCUGGAUUUUUUUCUCUCUCACCUGUCCUGAUAGCAGCCUCCCCUGAGGAUAUAAUGUUGAUGGCCCCAGUGGAGAGAGUCACACACUCUCUGCUAACCGGUGGCAGUAAAAAAAGAAAGUUGCUUCCUUGUAUCUCUGAUAAUCCUCCCUGGGGGUCUCAAUGACUGGGGUGGCUCUCACCCCUGUUAAGGACUCAACCACUACAUUAUCUCCUUUGGGCCGACAACCCCUUCCCAUGAGGCACUGCACCUAUUAGUAGGGGAGAAGAAAGAAAGCAGAAGGAUCAGCAUGAUACUCGCCAUGGUGUCAGUCUCAGACAGGCUCACAUUCCUCAUGGUCACAAGAAGGCUGCAGCUGCUCCUGGCUUUCCUUAGUCUCAGUGCUCAAAGACUGUUUCCCAGGAUUCCCAGCUACUGUCUCAUUCACUCCAACUUGGGAGCACGUCCAUUCCUGAGCCAGUCAGUGUGGCCCACAAAAUGCUCAUCAAUGUUAGGUCUCACUUGUCUCUACCCCUAACACAAUAGAUGCCUUCACCCCCUCCUUCCAUCUCUUGCUCUCAUCCUCAUCCUCUCAAGGAAACCAUCUGCUGUCAUGUGUGCAUGCUCAAGGGUAUCUCCACAGAAUGAGAACGAAAAGAAACCACCAUCUAACAGCCAAGGAGGAACUGUGGCCAUGGCCCAACUGCCUGCUGGGAACUGAGUGCUUCCAACAGCCUGGUGAAGGAGCCAGGCCGCAGAGCCCUCUCCCUGUACCAGUGCACACCCACAGACACAAUUCUGAGUGCA